Orycteropus afer afer is the source of this 666-nucleotide messenger RNA. It is a transcript of the gene GPX5, whose product is annotated as glutathione peroxidase 5. The coding region runs from base 1 to 666 and encodes 221 amino acids. The transcript has 5 exons. Lineage: Eukaryota; Metazoa; Chordata; Mammalia; Tubulidentata; Orycteropodidae. Gene Ontology annotation, biological process: response to oxidative stress. The record is from RefSeq and is a predicted model, not a curated record. Gene Ontology annotation, molecular function: glutathione peroxidase activity.
AUGACUGGACAUUUGCAGGCCUCCUUUCUUUUCCCCCUUCUUUUAGCUGGCUUCGUGCAGCCAGAUCCCAAGCCCGAGAAGAUGAAGAUGAAUUGCUACAAAGAUAUAAAAGGCACCAUCUAUGAAUAUGGGGCCCUCACUCUUAAUGGAAGGGAGUACAUCCAUUUCAAGAAGUAUGCAGGCAAGCAUGUCCUCUUUGUCAAUGUGGCCACCUAUUGUGGUCUGACAGCUCAAUAUCCUGAACUAAAUGCACUUCAGGAGGAGCUGAAACCCUUUGGUCUGGUUGUUUUGGGCUUUCCCUGCAACCAAUUUGGAAAACAAGAACCAGGAGAGAACUCAGAGAUCCUUCCUGGACUCCAGUAUGUCCGUCCAGGAGGUGGAUAUGUACCUAAUUUCCAGCUUUUUGAAAAAGGGGAUGUGAAUGGUGAAAAAGAACAGAAAGUCUUCACCUUCUUAAAGCACUCCUGUCCUCAUCCCUCUGACAUUUUGGGGUCAUCCAGACAUAUCUUCUGGGAACCCAUGAAAGUCCAUGAUAUCCGCUGGAACUUUGAGAAGUUCCUGGUGGGACCGGAUGGAGUACCUGUCAUGCGCUGGUACCACCGGGUUCCAGUCAGCACAGUCAAGGCAGACAUCCUACAGUACCUGAAGCAAUUAAAAAGUAAAUAG